Messenger RNA from Ustilaginoidea virens, 939 nucleotides. RefSeq lists its product as uncharacterized. NCBI's taxonomy places the organism in Eukaryota, Fungi, Ascomycota, Sordariomycetes, Hypocreales, Clavicipitaceae. The transcript has 2 exons. The record is from RefSeq and is a predicted model, not a curated record. Bases 1 to 939 code for a protein of 312 amino acids.
AUGGGAUGGUUUUCUUCAAUAUUUGGGUCAGAAAAGCCAUCUGACCCUCUCGGGAAGCUUGACCCGAAGCUCCGCGAGUUUCUCGAAAGAGAAGCCCCCGUGAAAUACACCACAGCCCAGCCGUCAUCUUCGACAGCGCCCACGGGCGCCGCGCCGACAAAGGACGCACAAAACGUCUCCGAGCCCACAGAGAGGCCUGCAGUCCCAUCUUCGAGCUUGCAUCAAGACGGCCGCUACGCCCACCUAUGGACGAACUACCGGCCCCUCGCGGAGGUGGAGUCAGAAGCGGCUACGGAGCAUGACAAACUCAUGGAUGUGCUCGAGGGCUUCAAAGAGCGCAAAGCAGCAAUCGGCCGCGCGGCCUUGGAAAACUGCGCCCUCCAGCAAGAAGAAUGGGCCAACUGCAUGAAGAGCGGUAGCUGGGAGGACCAGCUGCAAAUGUGCCGGCAUCAGCUGCGGCGCUUUGAGAGAUGCUACACCAUGCAAUCGCGGUUUCUCAGAGCUCUUGGACACAGCUCGGCCAUUGGCCGUCCGGCUAGCGUCGACGAAGAUAUCCAGAUGCACGCGGACACGCUGUACCAGCGAAUGCUCGACCACGAGGCGGCUGUUGAACAAGCCAAAAAGGACGGAAGCCCUGUUCCGGUAUUCAACCCGGCGUUACCCAGGGCCAACGUGGCAAAGGUCAACCCGACAACCGAGCUAGAGAAACAUUGGAGGGAGAAGCUAGACAAGCUACCUGAGGAGGAGCGAGUGGUGGAGGAGGCGGCGCUCAGGGCAGAUCUGCAGGCUGAAUCCGAAGUCGCCCGAAGCGUCAAACAGAUAUGGGCCGCUCAAAAGGAGGAAAGGGAUACUAGAAAGGCUGAUGGCCAGUCUACGUUUGGGGAUACCUUGGCUAGUUUACUUGGUCGGGGUGGAAGUGAUGGGGGAAAGGCGAGAUGA